UCUUUUAACGCAUAUAUACGCACUCCAACUACUUAACACAAAUGAGAAAAACCAAAGCCAUGAAGAUUUUUGUUGCAGCAUUAGUCAUCAUUGCUCUCUUUCUUCUUCCAAUGGCCGUAUCAGCGAGGCAUAUAGGCAGGUCACGAACACACCAUGGGCACCACCAUUCGACACAGCCUCGAAUUAAAGACGGGACAGUCGCAAAACCCAAUUUUUUAUACAGGGAAAGGUGGCCACAAAAGAGAAGGGGUGCUGAUACUGUCCAAAUUGCAGGAUCAAGUUUGCCAGAUUGUUCUCAUGCAUGUGGGUCAUGCUCACCGUGUAGACUAGUAAUGGUCAGUUUUAUUUGUGCUGCACUUGAAGAGGCUGAGACUUGUCCCAUGGCUUAUAAGUGCAUGUGUAAUAACAAGUCUUACCCUGUCCCAUGAUGGUCAUCCCCCUUCUUCUUCUUUUUUUUUUUUUUUGAGAGAGAAUGUUCAUUCCCCUUGACUCAACUCUCUACAUGUUUAAUUAACUUAGCCUAACUACUAGAUUAGAACUGUUUUUUUUUUGUAUCAUUUUUUUCUCCAAUUUUACCUUUCUAUUGUAGACAUGCCUUUCUUUUGUGUAACCAGAGAGUUAGUUUCCUUUA
Messenger RNA from Populus nigra (black poplar), 631 nucleotides. Its product is annotated as protein EPIDERMAL PATTERNING FACTOR 1. Gene Ontology annotation, biological process: guard cell differentiation; stomatal complex development. The record is from RefSeq and is a predicted model, not a curated record. Lineage: Eukaryota; Viridiplantae; Streptophyta; Magnoliopsida; Malpighiales; Salicaceae. The transcript has 2 exons. Bases 42 to 428 code for a protein of 128 amino acids.